AUGCCACAAGACAAUGAAACUAUAUAUGUUGACGAGAUACAUGGCUCUGAUGAAACCGGAACAGGAACUCGGGAUGCUCCCUAUAAAACAGCAGUUCACUCUCUUCAAGCGAAAGGUGACAAUAUAAAAAUUCUAGUUCAGAAAACUUCUGAAGAAGGUUACAAAGAUAUAUCAGUUUCUAAUCGUGGAAAGCGCGUUAAAGUUUCUGGAUGGGUUCACCGCCUUCGCACACAAGGAAAAGAUAUGAAGUUUAUAGUUUUGAGAGAUGGUUCUGGAUAUCUUCAAUGCAUUCUCACCGGCAAAUUGUGUCAUACAUAUGAUGCAUUGACUUUAUCCCUCGAAUCGACAGUUACGAUUUAUGGUGUGAUAUCCGAAUUACCUGCUGGCAAAACGGCUCCUGAUAAUCACGAGCUUCUUGCCGAUUAUUGGGAAGUCAUUCAUAAUGCACCGGGUGGCGAUGAUGCAUUUACCAACAAACUUAAUGCUGAAGCCGAUCCAUCCGUAUUAUAUGAACAACGUCAUUUAGUAAUUCGAGGAGAAACUGCAUCUACAGUGUUAAAAGUUCGAUCUGCAGUUAUGAAGGCGUUUCGCGAUCAUUUCGACUCUAAAGGAUUUACAGAGAUUAACGCUCCUUGCAUGGUUCAGACUCAGGUCGAGGGUGGAAGUACUUUGUUCGAAAUGAAUUAUUACGGAGAAAAAGCGUAUCUUACACAGACCUCUCAAUUAUACCUCGAGACAUGUCUCCCAUCACUUGGAGACGUAUAUUGUAUUUCAGAAUCUUAUCGUGCCGAGAAAUCACAUACCCGUCGUCAUUUAUCCGAGUAUACCCAUUUAGAAGCCGAAAUGGUUUUUAUUACAUUUGAUGAUCUAUUAAAUGCUUUGGAAGAUUUGAUUUGCGAUACAAUUUCUCGUGUCCUCGCACAUGAACCAACUCGCAAAUUAGUUUACCAACUUCAUCCAGAUUUCGUACCUCCUAAACGUCCUUUCUUACGUAUGGACUAUAAAGAUGCGGUUCAGUAUCUCAAAGACCACGAUAUUAAAAAAGAAGAUGGAAGUUUUUAUGAAUUUGGUGAAGAUAUUCCAGAAGCUCCUGAACGUGUUAUGACAGAUCGAAUUAAUCAACCGAUUUUCCUAUGUAGAUUUCCCGCUGAAAUCAAAGCAUUUUAUAUGAAACGAUGUGCUAAUGAUAAGCGGGUUACAGAAAGUGUGGACGUUUUGAUGCCCGGCGUAGGAGAAAUUGUGGGUGGAAGUAUGAGAAUUUCAGAUAUAUCUGAAUUAUUAGAAGGAUAUAAAAGAGAAGGAAUUGAUCCAACACCAUAUUAUUGGUAUACAGAUCAACGAAAAUAUGGAACGACUGAGCACGGUGGAUUUGGAUUAGGUGUUGAAAGGUUUUUAGCUUGGUUAUUACAUCGUGAUACAGUAAAAGAAUGUUGUUUAUACCCAAGAUUUAUGGGACGUUGCUUGCCAUGA
Molecule: messenger RNA, 1470 nt
Organism: Funneliformis mosseae
Lineage: Eukaryota; Fungi; Glomeromycota; Glomeromycetes; Glomerales; Glomeraceae
Source: the annotation of a GenBank genome assembly